UAAUUAUUACAAGGAUUUAAGUGGGGCAUAAAAAGCUUAGGAAUAAGGGAGACGAGGGAAGUAGCAUUUGGUCGGGUGGCGUCAAGCUAGGGGGGAUCUUAUUAUAGGCCAUGUUAAAAACGCGCCACAAUAUAAAUUUAGGAUGGGCGAAAUACUGAAAUAGUUGGAUGGUGGUCAAUAUAUUAUUUUAUAUAAUUAAUUGUGUAGCAGUAAAGUCAAUGUACAGAAGGCCGCCUGCUAACCAUCCAGGAGUUAUUAUUGUGAUUUACUUACCCUUUUAUCGAGGGGGGAGGGGGAACGCGUGGGAAGGCCGAUUGAUUAAAUGUCUGCCUGAAAAUCUAAUUCAGAACAGGGAGCUGCUGCUAGUUAUUCGGUUUCGGGGGGUGUAAUAUUAAGCGCAAAAGUUUUCCCAAACCAAAGAUUUCCAAAUCAGCGGGUCGCCUUCUUCUCUACUUCUUUUGCUUCCCCCCUCUCUCUCUCUCUCUCACGGAAAAAUCUUGUUUGCUUAUGUUGGAGAGCUAAUAAGUCAAUUGAGCACACACAAUGUACAAGAAUCAACUCCAGGAGCUUGCUCAAAGAAGUUGUUUCAAUCUCCCUUCAUACGCCUGCAUCAGAGAAGGCCCUGACCACGCCCCAAGAUUCAAAGCUUCCGUUAAUUUCAAUGGUGAGAUAUUCGAAAGCCCCACUUAUUCCACCACUUUGAGGCAGGCGGAGCACGCCGCCGCUGAGGUGGCUCUCAAUUCACUAUCUACCAGAGGCCCUUCAAGGUCUUUAACCGCAAGAGUUCUUGAUGAAACUGGAGUGUACAAGAAUCUUCUUCAGGAGACUGCUCAUAGAGCUGGCUUAAAACUUCCAAUAUACACCACAAUCAGAUCAGGCCCUGGUCAUUCACCAGUUUUCACUAGUACUGUAGAGCUUGCCGGCAUGAAUUUCACUGGUGAAUCAGCAAAGACUAAAAAACAAGCAGAGAAGAAUGCUGCAAUAGCUGCUUGGUCUGCAUUGAAAAGAAUGCCAAACUUGGGUUCUUUCACCCAGACUAGUAAAGAAACCGAGCAACGUGAAGAUCAGGACCAUGUAAUUGUGGCAAGGGUGCUUUCAACUCUUGGCCGCAGAGAGGAAAGCAGAGUGAUUAGAAGGAGGGAUCAGUAUCAACCAAGAGGACGGAUGCAGAGACCUCAUAGAGACAAUAAUCCCAACACUACUAGUGCCCAGCAACGACCGUGGGAUUUCAUGGAUCCAUUUCUGGAUCCUAGUUUACAAAGUUGUAAGCAAAAACCGAAUAGCUUUCUGUCUUUGCUACCUCCUCCCCCACCCAGAACUAUGUCCAAAAUCUUUCCUCCAAUUUUAUCAAAAGAAUGUCCACCACUCCACCAAUCAAUAACAAGUCUUGGCCCGCUGCAAGUAAUGGGAAGUUCACAAGUUAAAAUUCAAGAAACGCCAUCACCCCUGUUUGAUGAGCAUCAAAGGGAUGAUCUUGAAUGGAUUAGUAAGAUAUCAGAGGCAAUCAAGAACAAGUAUGGAGGAACGGUAAGUGGUCGCAGCCAUUCAAGUUCAAUUUUUUACGGAGGAAAAGCAGUUUACAAUCCAUUUGCAUUGCCUAGUUGGAGGAACCUCAACUUUCCCUUGCCUGAUGAGGCAGCAGAAAGUUCAAGAACCCAUAAAGGAAGCAAUAUUCUUGAUCCAAUAACUCCAUCCCAGACGGCGAUUCCUGAAUUCAAGGGUUCCUCAACAUCAUGUGGUAGCCAAACGGGAAGGCCCGGGUUUAGUGGAGUGAGGAUUGCACCAGAAGUUCAAAUAAGGUCAGUGAUUCCAGUAUGCGCGGCUCCACCAGUAAGGCUGAGGUCCUCCACAUCAACGAAAGAGGGUGCUUCUGCUUCACCACCAUCAACUUCAAGUCCAUCAUCAUCGUCGGUAGAGUUAGCCUCUAGUUUGAGCAAGCUAAAGUUAUGAGAAAAAGAAGAAUAAAAAGAAAAAGAAAAAGAAAAAGAAAAAUGAAAGGCACAUCAUUAGCAGUAGUAGCAGCAAUAUUGUGUUGUAAGUGGGAGUGAUUAAACCGUUGUUGUUGGUUAAAGUAGAGUGUUUUGGUGGGAGUUAUGAUGAGGAUGA
Sesamum indicum (sesame) is the source of this 2106-nucleotide messenger RNA. It is a transcript of the gene DRB3, whose product is annotated as dsRNA-binding protein 3. Gene Ontology annotation, molecular function: double-stranded RNA binding. Lineage: Eukaryota; Viridiplantae; Streptophyta; Magnoliopsida; Lamiales; Pedaliaceae. The record is from RefSeq and is a predicted model, not a curated record.